AUGAGGGUAGAUGAGAGUAGAGAGUACCCAGGGGUGAGGGUAGAUGAGAGUAGAGAGUACCCAGGGGUGUCUGGUCCUGUGUACGUGUCUGGCCCUGUGAACGUGUCUGUUCCUAUGUACGUGUCUGGCCCUGUGUACGUGUCUGGCCCUGUGUACGUGUCUGUCCCUGUGUACGUGUCUGGCCCUGUGUACGUGUCUGGCCCUGUGUACGUGUCUGUCCCUGUGUACGUGUCUGUCCCUGUGUACGUGUCUGGCCCUGUGUACGUGUCUGGCCCUGUGUACGUGUCUGGCCCUGUUGAUCCUGGUGGGCGUGAUCCUGAUCAUCUGCGUGGGCAAGAGAGACGCCUGCAGCCUCCGCUUCUGGUAACCAUAGCAACCACAUGCAGAGGGGAGAAGACGAGCACACGAGGAGAAGCAGAGAAAAUAAACCCAAAGAAAAUCCUGACCAAGCCACAGCCUGACCAAGCCACAAAGCCUGACCAAGCUACGAAGCCUGACCAAGCUACGAAGCCUGACCAAGCCACAAAGCCUGACCAAGCCACAAAGCCUGACCAAGCCACAAAGCCUGACCAAGCCACAAAGCCUGACCAAGCCACAAAGCCUGACCAAGCCACAAAGCCUGACCAAGCCACAAAGCCUGACCAAGCUACGAAGCCUGACCAAGCCACAAAGCCUGACCAAGCCACAAAUGCAGGGACGAAUAUAGAAGAGAAACAACUUUCUCGCCUGCUUCACCAUACUUAG
Molecule: messenger RNA, 744 nt
Organism: Procambarus clarkii (red swamp crayfish)
Lineage: Eukaryota; Metazoa; Arthropoda; Malacostraca; Decapoda; Cambaridae
Source: RefSeq, a predicted model, not a curated record